Molecule: messenger RNA, 19141 nt
Organism: Homo sapiens (human)
Lineage: Eukaryota; Metazoa; Chordata; Mammalia; Primates; Hominidae
Gene: PHF3
Product: PHD finger protein 3
Exons: 16
Coding region: 692-6838 (2048 amino acids)
Biological process (GO): DNA-templated transcription
Source: RefSeq, a predicted model, not a curated record
ACCAUCUUCCUCUUGCUGCCAGUGGUAGCGCUCGUCUGGCGGAGCUGGGUGAGUUGCGGCUGUGGCCGCGGCCAGGGAGACGGGCAAUCCUCCCCUCCCCCAUCCCCUUCCACACGCACAGCGCCUCCGCGGGCCUCUCCGCCCCUCCCGCGGCGGACUCUCCGCGCUUUUCUCCCGCGCAGCCGAGAGAUCGCCUCUCGGGCCUCUUGCGCAACGUCCUCGGCCUACCUGGGCCGCGCCGCUGGCGCCUGUGGACCAUUUGGACCGCGGGCUGGGGAGGGAGUCGCAGCGACGCGGUCGCCAGGCGGAGGGUCGGGACCACGGCCUCUCUCCCGACCACUGGUACCCAGCCGUCUGCUGCGAGGGCGCCCCGCCGCCGCUGAGGCGCGGGCGCGCAGGCCCGAGGCACGGCGGGCGCUGCCUGGAAGGCCCGUCUCGCAGGCCCCCGGAUCCGGCCGUUGGGGCCUCUUCCUUCUCAGGGAGCCCCAGCAUGGAGCUUUGGGCCUUGGUUUCGGGAAACUGGGACUGGCCCUGGCUGCUAGGCUGCUCCCUGCUGCUGCUUUUUGGAGAUGAGAGUUGCUCUUCCAUUUAUCCUCCAGUUACCGCGCGCUUUUGUGCCCGGGACUCAAACUGUGGACUCCUUUUGCUUAGUUUGAAAUGAGAAGCCUAGACUCUUGCCUUCCGAUAAUACAUGGCUGAAAGACACACAGAAGUCUUCAUGGAUAUAGUUGAUACAUUUAAUCAUUUAAUUCCUACUGAACACUUAGAUGAUGCCCUAUUUCUAGGAUCCAACCUGGAGAAUGAAGUCUGUGAGGAUUUUAGUGCAAGUCAAAAUGUCUUAGAGGACUCGCUGAAGAACAUGCUCAGCGAUAAGGAUCCUAUGCUAGGAUCUGCAAGUAACCAGUUCUGUUUGCCUGUUUUGGAUAGCAAUGAUCCCAAUUUCCAGAUGCCUUGUUCAACAGUUGUUGGUCUUGACGAUAUUAUGGAUGAAGGAGUUGUUAAAGAAAGUGGCAAUGAUACCAUUGAUGAAGAAGAACUGAUUUUACCUAACAGGAACUUAAGGGACAAGGUAGAAGAAAAUUCAGUGAGAUCUCCAAGAAAAUCACCUCGUUUAAUGGCACAAGAACAAGUAAGAAGUUUGCGACAGAGCACUAUUGCCAAGCGUUCAAAUGCAGCACCAUUAAGUAACACAAAAAAAGCAUCUGGGAAGACUGUAUCUACUGCUAAAGCAGGAGUGAAACAACCAGAAAGGAGUCAGGUUAAAGAAGAAGUAUGUAUGUCACUGAAACCUGAGUACCAUAAGGAGAAUAGAAGGUGCAGCCGAAAUAGCGGACAAAUUGAAGUGGUACCUGAAGUAUCAGUGUCUUCAAGUCAUUCUUCAGUGUCAUCUUGUCUUGAAAUGAAGGAUGAAGAUGGAUUAGAUUCUAAGCAUAAGUGUAAUAAUCCGGGAGAAAUAGAUGUGCCAUCUCAUGAAUUAAAUUGUUCACUUCUUUCAGAGACUUGUGUUACUAUUGGAGAAAAGAAAAAUGAAGCUUUGAUGGAAUGUAAAGCCAAGCCUGUUGGUAGUCCAUUGUUUAAGUUUUCAGAUAAAGAAGAACAUGAACAAAAUGAUUCCAUUUCAGGUAAAACGGGUGAGACUGUUGUUGAAGAAAUGAUAGCAACAAGAAAAGUUGAACAAGAUUCAAAGGAGACAGUAAAAUUAUCCCAUGAAGAUGACCAUAUUCUUGAGGACGCUGGAUCUUCUGAUAUUUCUAGUGAUGCUGCUUGUACAAAUCCAAAUAAGACAGAAAACAGCCUUGUAGGUUUGCCUAGUUGUGUAGAUGAAGUGACUGAAUGUAAUUUGGAAUUGAAGGAUACCAUGGGUAUUGCUGAUAAAACUGAGAACACCCUUGAAAGAAAUAAAAUUGAACCGUUGGGUUAUUGUGAAGAUGCGGAGUCUAAUAGGCAGUUGGAGAGCACUGAGUUUAAUAAAUCAAACUUAGAGGUGGUUGAUACUAGUACUUUUGGACCGGAAAGUAAUAUCUUGGAAAAUGCUAUUUGUGAUGUGCCUGACCAAAAUUCAAAACAGUUGAAUGCUAUAGAAAGUACUAAAAUAGAGUCCCAUGAAACAGCAAACCUUCAGGAUGACAGAAACAGCCAGUCAAGUAGCGUUUCUUACUUAGAGUCAAAAAGUGUAAAAUCCAAACAUACAAAACCUGUAAUUCAUUCUAAGCAAAACAUGACCACAGAUGCUCCGAAGAAAAUUGUUGCAGCAAAGUAUGAAGUAAUACAUAGCAAAACUAAAGUUAAUGUCAAAAGUGUGAAACGAAAUACUGAUGUACCAGAAUCUCAGCAAAAUUUUCAUAGGCCAGUCAAAGUCAGAAAAAAACAAAUUGAUAAGGAGCCAAAGAUUCAGAGUUGCAAUUCUGGGGUUAAAUCUGUGAAAAACCAAGCUCAUUCUGUACUGAAAAAAACAUUACAGGAUCAAACUUUAGUACAAAUUUUCAAGCCCUUAACUCAUUCUUUGAGUGAUAAGUCACACGCUCAUCCUGGUUGCUUGAAAGAACCUCAUCAUCCUGCACAAACUGGACAUGUAUCACAUUCUAGCCAGAAACAGUGUCAUAAGCCUCAGCAACAGGCCCCAGCAAUGAAAACCAAUAGUCACGUGAAGGAAGAGCUUGAACACCCAGGCGUUGAGCAUUUUAAGGAAGAGGAUAAACUGAAACUGAAAAAACCUGAGAAGAACCUACAACCCCGCCAAAGAAGAAGCAGCAAAAGUUUUUCUUUAGAUGAGCCACCAUUGUUCAUUCCAGAUAACAUAGCUACCAUAAGAAGAGAAGGCUCUGAUCAUAGCUCCUCAUUUGAAAGCAAAUAUAUGUGGACUCCCAGCAAGCAGUGUGGGUUUUGCAAAAAACCACAUGGCAACAGGUUUAUGGUUGGCUGUGGGAGAUGUGAUGACUGGUUUCAUGGUGAUUGUGUUGGGUUAAGUCUUUCUCAAGCACAGCAGAUGGGCGAGGAAGACAAAGAAUAUGUCUGUGUAAAAUGUUGUGCUGAAGAAGACAAAAAGACUGAAAUACUAGAUCCAGAUACUUUGGAAAACCAAGCUACAGUUGAAUUCCAUAGUGGAGAUAAAACAAUGGAGUGUGAAAAGCUUGGAUUAUCAAAACACACAACAAAUGAUAGAACCAAAUAUAUAGAUGAUACAGUGAAGCACAAGGUCAAAAUUUUAAAACGGGAGUCUGGUGAAGGCAGAAAUUCAUCAGACUGUAGAGAUAAUGAAAUUAAAAAAUGGCAGCUAGCUCCUCUUCGUAAGAUGGGACAACCAGUUUUACCUCGGAGAUCCUCAGAAGAAAAAAGUGAAAAAAUACCGAAAGAGUCUACAACUGUUACUUGCACAGGAGAAAAAGCUUCAAAACCAGGUACUCAUGAGAAGCAAGAGAUGAAAAAGAAGAAAGUUGAAAAAGGAGUGCUUAAUGUACAUCCUGCUGCUUCUGCUUCCAAGCCUUCUGCAGAUCAGAUCAGGCAAAGUGUCAGACAUUCUCUCAAAGACAUUCUUAUGAAGAGACUUACAGACUCAAAUUUGAAGGUACCAGAGGAAAAGGCAGCAAAAGUUGCCACAAAAAUUGAGAAAGAGCUUUUCUCUUUUUUUCGGGACACAGAUGCUAAAUAUAAGAACAAAUAUAGAAGUUUGAUGUUUAAUUUGAAAGAUCCUAAAAACAAUAUAUUAUUUAAAAAAGUACUGAAAGGAGAAGUAACUCCUGAUCAUCUUAUCAGAAUGAGUCCAGAAGAACUAGCUUCUAAAGAGUUAGCUGCUUGGAGACGAAGAGAAAACAGACAUACCAUAGAAAUGAUUGAGAAAGAGCAGAGAGAAGUGGAACGACGGCCAAUCACCAAAAUAACUCAUAAAGGUGAAAUAGAAAUUGAGAGUGAUGCCCCAAUGAAAGAACAGGAAGCAGCCAUGGAGAUUCAGGAACCAGCCGCCAAUAAGUCAUUGGAGAAGCCAGAAGGAUCUGAAAAACAAAAAGAGGAGGUUGACUCUAUGUCUAAAGAUACCACUAGUCAACACAGACAGCAUCUUUUUGAUCUCAACUGCAAAAUCUGCAUAGGUCGAAUGGCACCACCUGUAGAUGAUCUUUCUCCAAAAAAAGUAAAAGUUGUUGUAGGAGUAGCUCGCAAACAUUCAGACAAUGAAGCAGAAAGUAUAGCAGAUGCAUUAUCUUCAACCUCAAAUAUUUUGGCUUCUGAAUUCUUUGAGGAGGAGAAACAGGAGUCUCCAAAGUCAACGUUCUCUCCUGCUCCACGUCCAGAGAUGCCUGGAACUGUUGAAGUUGAGUCUACCUUUCUGGCUCGAUUGAACUUCAUCUGGAAAGGUUUUAUCAACAUGCCUUCUGUGGCAAAAUUUGUUACCAAAGCCUAUCCAGUAUCUGGCUCCCCAGAAUACCUGACAGAGGACCUACCAGAUAGUAUUCAAGUAGGUGGCAGGAUAUCACCUCAGACAGUUUGGGAUUAUGUGGAAAAAAUAAAAGCAUCAGGAACCAAGGAAAUUUGUGUGGUUCGCUUCACACCAGUAACUGAAGAAGAUCAAAUUUCUUAUACUUUGCUCUUUGCAUACUUCAGUAGCAGAAAGCGCUAUGGAGUAGCUGCUAACAACAUGAAGCAGGUUAAAGAUAUGUACCUUAUUCCUUUGGGUGCCACAGAUAAAAUUCCACACCCUCUUGUGCCUUUUGAUGGACCUGGGCUUGAACUGCAUAGACCUAAUCUAUUGUUGGGCUUAAUUAUUCGUCAGAAACUGAAGCGACAGCACAGUGCCUGUGCUAGUACUAGUCAUAUAGCUGAGACUCCUGAAAGUGCACCACCAAUAGCAUUGCCACCUGAUAAAAAAAGUAAAAUAGAAGUUUCUACAGAAGAAGCACCAGAGGAAGAAAAUGACUUUUUUAAUUCUUUUACAACUGUAUUACACAAGCAGAGAAAUAAACCUCAGCAGAAUCUUCAGGAAGACCUUCCAACAGCAGUUGAACCUUUAAUGGAAGUCACCAAACAGGAGCCACCAAAACCUUUAAGAUUUCUUCCUGGCGUGUUGAUUGGCUGGGAGAAUCAACCUACUACUCUGGAAUUAGCAAAUAAACCUCUUCCUGUGGAUGAUAUACUUCAAAGCCUUUUGGGCACCACUGGUCAAGUAUAUGACCAGGCCCAGUCAGUGAUGGAACAAAACACUGUUAAAGAAAUUCCAUUUUUAAAUGAGCAGACCAACUCAAAAAUAGAGAAAACAGAUAAUGUGGAAGUAACUGAUGGUGAAAACAAGGAGAUAAAAGUUAAAGUAGAUAAUAUUUCAGAAUCUACAGAUAAGUCAGCAGAAAUAGAAACAUCAGUAGUAGGGUCCUCUUCCAUUUCUGCAGGGUCUUUGACGAGUCUUAGUCUCAGAGGUAAGCCACCAGAUGUUUCUACAGAAGCAUUUUUAACAAAUUUAUCAAUUCAGUCAAAACAAGAGGAAACUGUGGAGAGUAAAGAGAAAACAUUAAAAAGACAGCUUCAGGAAGAUCAAGAGAAUAAUUUGCAAGAUAACCAGACUUCAAAUAGUUCUCCAUGCAGAUCUAAUGUAGGAAAAGGAAACAUAGAUGGUAAUGUGAGCUGUAGUGAAAACCUUGUUGCUAAUACAGCGAGGUCUCCACAGUUUAUCAACCUGAAAAGGGAUCCUAGGCAAGCAGCAGGACGAAGUCAGCCUGUAACUACUUCAGAAAGCAAAGAUGGAGAUAGUUGCCGGAAUGGAGAAAAACACAUGCUGCCUGGCCUGUCACACAACAAGGAGCACUUAACAGAACAAAUCAAUGUAGAGGAAAAGUUGUGUUCUGCAGAGAAAAACUCGUGUGUUCAGCAGAGUGACAAUUUAAAAGUUGCACAAAACUCACCAUCAGUAGAAAACAUACAGACUUCUCAAGCAGAACAAGCAAAACCCUUACAGGAGGAUAUUUUAAUGCAAAAUAUUGAAACUGUGCACCCAUUUCGAAGAGGAUCAGCAGUAGCGACAUCUCAUUUUGAAGUUGGAAACACAUGUCCAUCAGAAUUUCCUUCUAAAAGCAUCACCUUUACUUCCAGAAGCACCAGCCCCAGAACAAGUACAAACUUUUCACCCAUGAGGCCACAGCAGCCCAACCUUCAGCAUCUCAAGUCUAGCCCACCUGGAUUUCCAUUUCCAGGGCCUCCUAAUUUUCCCCCACAAAGCAUGUUUGGAUUUCCACCACAUUUGCCACCUCCAUUACUUCCCCCUCCAGGCUUUGGCUUUGCUCAAAAUCCCAUGGUUCCCUGGCCACCUGUUGUUCAUCUCCCAGGUCAGCCACAGCGUAUGAUGGGUCCUCUCUCACAAGCAUCAAGGUAUAUAGGCCCGCAGAAUUUUUACCAGGUUAAAGACAUUCGGAGGCCAGAAAGGCGCCAUAGUGACCCUUGGGGUAGGCAAGACCAACAGCAACUGGAUAGGCCAUUUAAUAGGGGUAAAGGGGACCGCCAGAGAUUUUAUAGUGAUUCACACCAUUUGAAAAGAGAGCGACAUGAAAAGGAAUGGGAGCAAGAAUCUGAAAGGCAUAGACGCAGAGACAGAAGCCAAGACAAGGACAGAGACAGAAAAAGCAGGGAGGAAGGGCACAAAGAUAAAGAGAGGGCACGGUUAUCACAUGGUGAUCGAGGAACAGAUGGAAAAGCAAGCAGAGAUAGUAGGAAUGUAGACAAGAAGCCAGAUAAACCUAAAAGUGAAGACUAUGAGAAGGACAAAGAACGAGAGAAAAGUAAACACAGAGAAGGAGAAAAGGACAGGGAUAGGUACCACAAAGAUAGGGACCACACUGACAGAACUAAAAGCAAAAGGUAAAAUUUGCAGGCUGCUUCAGGAUUACAUUUAAAUAACUGUUAAAAUGUUGUAUCUUGUAAACAAAAGAAAGAUUGCCUGCUAGGAUUGUGCCAUCUUUAAAAUUUUUACUAUUGGUCAUUUGCAGAACAGUAAAUUCUGUGUGUUGGUACAGAGUGCUCUGUACCAGUGCUCAUCAUCCCUUCUUCAUACCAACGGUCCCUAGUUAUAGGAAUUUAAUAUUUUUAAAAGUUUUACAUUGCUGUAUAUUCAAAGAUUUGUUUUAUUAAUAUGCAAUAAAGGCUUAGAAAUUUUAGUUUUAUUCCUUAAUUGGUAAAUAUGGUUAACUAUGGAAUAUAUUUACUUCCUCUAGUGAAUGUCCUUUAUAUAAUGACUAAUUUGGGAGUAAUGUGUGCUCUGUAAGUUUGUUUUAAAUUGCACUGUUUUUAAAGAAACUGUAGAGGAGCAACAAAAAUCCAAGCAACUUCAUAAUCAGAUUAUGCUAAUCAUUUAGUUGAGCAGUUUUUGACCAAGAAUCAGAAGCCCAAGGGGUACAUUUAUUGCUUUAAUCUGCACUCAUUGAAGUCAUUUAUUACCAUAUACUACAGCUUUGUGGUAGGCCAUUAUUUUCAUUUUCAUUUUUGGCUCUUCAGAAACUUGAAUACUUAAGCUUGUACAUGAUCUUGUGUUUUGCUAUCCUUUUUACUGUAAAAUGUAAAUAUUUUAAGGGAUAUUUUGAUUCUAAAUAUGAUAAAAUAAUUUCUCACCUAUUUUGUGUGUGUGACUUGAAAUUCAGUAGUAAAAGAAUUUCUUCUUUAAAGCUUUAAUUACCUUCAGACAUUGAUUUUUUGUUACUCAGCCAAGAACAUAUAGAAAUAGCUAUCUAUGUCAGGCAUUAGAUGAGGGGAAAAACAAUUUUUUUAAAAUCUUAAAUUGUAGGCUGAGAUGAAUUGUGUAGUUCUAAAGAGGCUAGAAUUUAGAACUACCUGUGAAACACUGUGCAGCUAUAGCCCACUUUAUAGGUAAGUUUCUGAAAACUUUUACACCAUCGCAAUUUGGUACUCUGACUCACUAAUCAUUAAAAUUAAAGACCGCAGAACUUGAAGAGAAAUAUGUUUUGAAUCCUUUUAUAAAAUGUGCGAUUUAGCCUAAUUCGUAAAGUAACUGUACAGUUUCAUAUGCCAGUUUUACUUGAAAAAAAAAUAUGAAAACUAUUGUUAAUUCAAAUCUAAAUUUAUUUAAACCCUAAAACACAUGGUUUUGAUGGCUGUAAUUUAAAGUAAGAGCUAUCAAAUGAUGCUGACAAAAGAAAAACCUUCCAAAAUACAAAAGAAAGAGAACUCUAUUAUUUACUUACCUGUAUUAAUGAAGAAAAAUAUAAAUAAUUCCACAAAAUUGAUUGUUUUCCUAAAGAGCUUAAAGAUUAGAGUUAAAAAUUGGUUUUGAAACAGAAUUAUCCUUGUUAUUUUUGCUGGAGAGAAGGGAGGAAAUUCAGAACCAAACAUUCUAUUUAAUUUGCAAUGACUUGCAGUACUUUUUUCCCUAUCCUUAUCCUGUGAAACUUACUAUCAUAAGGUUCUAAAACAGAGAACUUGUGUUUAAAUAAAGCCCGUUUAACUUUGGUCCACUUUUCUUUUGGAAAUUAACUUGUUAGAAAACAAAGUUAGUUCCCAAACAAAACAAAAUCUAAGUUAUAAUUUGCACCAUUACAAAGAAAUUGCUGUCAGGGUUUUACACAUUUUAAAAACAUUUCAAUUUCAAAUGUGUAUAUCGUCAAUAAAUCUACCUUUACUGAUAUAUCUGGUUGAGGGAAUAUCAGACUCCAGAUUUCUUUUGCAAGAUGAAAGUAAAAACGAGUGGGUUAAUGAAUGAAAACAAGCUUUUAGGUCAGUUUUUGAUCACCUCUUCGCUAAUAGUUUUUUCUACAUAUCUAAAAUUCUUUAAUCAGUUCUGAUCGAAUCUUGAUACAUGUUUUUAAAAUAGGCAAGGCCCAUAUAGCUUUCUAUUAGGGAUGAGCAUCUCCAGGGGUUAGAGGCAGAUCUUGUAACCGCUGAUUGACUGAAACAUUUUAUGGAGAAUAGGGAAGGUAUGGUCAUAUUAGCUAUUUGAGGUUUUCCUUUUGAGGAAAAAAAGGGAAAAUGAGCAGAUUUUUCAAUGAGUAGUAGAUCCAAAGCCAUUCUCAGUCCCAGGUACAACCAGCCUUACACAAACUAGUGAAUUACAUGAAUUUCAUCUUUCAGUUUCUCCUGUUUUAAGAAAAAACCUGCUCUUUAAAAAAAGUUUUACACUUAAAAAAACUUAGAAUCAUCUUAAGACAGUGAAUGCAUACCUCUAUUAGGUAAAAGUACCAGGGCAUCUCAGUACCUGUAAAGUUCACCCCAUGUAAUCUUUGUGGCAAUCAGAAAGCCUCCUUGAGCCCUCUGUAAGGCAUCCCUGGUUUUGAGCACUUAGUAUAAACAUUGGUCAACUCAAAGGUGAAGGCUUAGAGCUGAGGAAACUGGAACUUAGAGAAGUUGGGAAACUUGGCCAGGUUACCCUGCUGUUGUCAGAGCAGGAAUCCUACCUAGCUCAGUUCUUUUCUCUAAAGUCCAUGUGCUUAGCAAUUGUGCUCUGAGAAUUGAGAAUGAGAAAAAGAAGCAAAAGCCUGAUGAUCAUAUAUACCUUUCAUAGCCCUCUUUCUUUGCGUUCCACUGAACUGUCUGAAACCCUUCACUGAGCAACCCAACUGUUCAGUGUGAGUCAGAAGACACAACCAAAAACCUGUAAGUUCUUUUGUACGGAUUUGCAAAAUUUAUAUUAAUCACAAAUCCUAAUUCUCUAUUCCUGUUUUCUAUUGCUGUUGUGAUGAAUUACUACAAGUGUAGUGGCUUAAAACCACACAAAUUUAUGAUCUUACGGUUCUGUGGAUCAGAAGUCUGUGCAGAUCUCACUGGGUAAGAUCAAGGUGUCAGCAAGAUGCAUUCAUUUUCUGGAGACUUUCAGGGAGAUUCCUUUUUUUUUGCGCCUUGGUUUCUAGCUUCUAGAGGGCACCCAAUUUCCUUGGCUCAUGAUCCCUUCCUCCAUAUUUGAAGCCAGCAGUGUGGGACCCAGUCUUUCUCUAGUAUCUCUGACCUUCCCUUCUGAUUCCCUCUUCUACUACAAAGGACCCUUGUGAUUACAUUGACCCCACCCAGAUAAUCCAGGGUAAUGUUCCUAUUUUCAGGUCAGCUGAUGAGCAACUUAAAUUCCAUCUGUGACCUUAAUUCCCUAUUCCCAUGUAACCUAACAUAUUUACAGGUGUUCCAAGGAUUGGGGUGUAGACAUCUUUUGGGGGAUUAUCAUCUACCAACAGCCCUUGACUUACUAAUUGUAGUUUAUUGUGGGUGAAUUAAUCUGAAAUCUUUAUAGAAUAGCUAAGGCUAUAGUAAAUACAUGUGAAAAAUUUAAGAACAAUAACACCAGCAAUAGAGAAGAAAAUGGAGUGAAAAGUGAAGCCACUCCAUGUUAACGUGUGUGUUAACAUAAAACUACCCGUCAACAGGUAACUUUACUCUGUUGUUCCUAAGUUUUUAAUAGUAGCUGUGUUUUUAAAGUUUAUGAACCAAACUUAAAUGCAUUAUGAGAGCUUGAUAAUGAACCAGAUCUUAGUAAAACAGUAUUUUAACAUUUGGAUAUACUAGUUGUACUAUGCUUAUCUCAGAUCCCUGUAACACUGGUCAGGCUACAACUUACUAAUGACUACAAAGAACUAUAUACACAAUCAGGUUUAUUUCUGUCUCUUAAAGCAAAUUGCAAAUAAAAUUGGUUACUGCUUUUAAAAAGGUGCCAAACACCCUAAUUCUUUGAUUUCUGUUUCACAAUUAUAGUAAUAUGUAGAGCAAAAAAGUAGUGAGUUGAAAACAGAUCAGUAGCAAGAAGUCCUUUGAAAACUUGAGUUCACCAUGUCAAGUUUCAUCUUAUAGAUAGAUGCAGAGCAGAGUCAUUGAGGGAAAUAGCCUAAGCACUCAAAGGGCAGUGAAUCCAAUAUAACUCUAAAUAUCCCCAAAAUACUUUUUCUAUGAAAUAAUUCAGUGUGUGCAUGUCCAUGUGUGUAUAUAUACAUAUAUGUUAGCCCAAGCUGUCUUUUAAAACUCCUUAUUUUAAGAUAAUUUUGUCCUCAAAGUAAUGAUUUUUUUCAGGAACUUAUUAUUUAUAAGGAGACCAAAAAGGUAAAUAUUACUGCACCUUAUUUUUAAAAAAUGUUCCGUUUACAUUCAACACUUUGAGAAACCUCAUACAUUUAUAGUAAAAUCUUAAAGGUCUUUCUGUAGCCAAUCAUUUUUAUUUCGUACUGGAAAAGCAUUUCACAUAGGAAAUCGUCAACACCAUUAUCACCAGGAUAGCAAAAAUAGGAAGCGGGAAUAGUGUUGAUUUGUUACAUGAACUUUCCAGGAUUUUAAGGUGAAAAAUAUAUUUUCAAGUCAUUUUGAUUUAUAGGAGAAAAGGCAGCAGUUUUCAGUUCUUAAAUAUUGUCUGCCUAUUCUGCAAGCACAAUUUUCUGCGUUUGGAAUUCAAUGAUGAGCAAAAUGGGAAAGUUCCAAUUUUGUGGAGAUUACAGGUAGAAAAGUUAUAAAAUCUGAACGUAAAAUUGCAACUGUGAAAAGCUUUAAGGCAGCAAUUCUCAAACUUUUGUUUUCAAGACCCCUUACACUCUUAAAAAUUGAGAAUGUCAAAGCUUUUGUUUAUAUGGCUUAUAUCAUUAUUUAGCAUACUAGAAAAUCAAAUGAUAAACGUUAAAAAUAUUUGUUAAUGAUAAUCUCAUCUGUUAAUGUAACAUUUAUAUAAAAGUUAACUUCCAAACUAAUUUAGUAAGAAGAGUGUCAUUGUCUUGAUUUUUGCAUAUUUCCAAUUUCUGACUUAGGGCUGGAUUCUCUUACCUGCCCUGCAUUCAGUGUUUUGUAGUAUGUCAUUUUAUUUGAAAUAUAUGAAGAAAAUCUGGCUAUAUGUGCAUUUGUUUUUGGGAAAGGGAGGACUCUGGAUUCCUUGAAAAGAUCGCAGGGGUUCUUGGACCAUAGUUUGGGAAGUGCUAUUUUAAAGAAAAGGCACACUUUAUUAUGAGAGAACACAUGGCCGAAUAUGAUGGGAGUGUGGUUCAGGCAGUUUCUUCUUUUGUAAGCUUUCAUAAAACAGCCUUCUUUUUAUACAUAAAGUAUGUUUUCUGAAAGGUUAGAUUUGAUUACCAGCUGCCAAAAGGAAUUUCUUCAGAGCAUUUAUCCUUAUGAUCUGAGUAUCUCCAAAGUUAAAUGCAAUAGUAUGGAGCAAUACCAGUUUAGGUCACAGUUUUUCAGCAAAAUUUGAUGGAGUUGUUUUAAGUGGUUUCCGUUAAAAAAACAAACCUUUGAAUCAAUGUGUAAACAUUCUGCAAUUCUACCUUAUAUUCUACCCUCACACUUCCUAGUAUUAAUAUGAACUGUAUGUUUGGAAACAUUUGUGCCCUGUCAAAUGGUGUUGACAUUCUUAACUCUGGUCGUAGGUCCUUUUAGGAAUGUCUGUAGCCUUUUGAUUGGAAUGGAGUGGCUAAAAUAAGACAAAAAUCUCUAAUAGUUUUUGAAUGAUAAAUUACUACCUCGUUACUUUGUAUAGACUGGAAUCUGCACAGAAAUGUGUAUUCAUCAGCCCUUAUUUUUUGUAAAUCUUUUCUCUAAUUACUUGAUGAUUAAUUUCAUAUUUUUCCUUUUGAACAUUACAUGCUGCUUAUUACUAAGAUUUUUUUCUCCAGAUGACCUAUUCUACCUGUUAGUUCACCAAGUCAGUCAUAUGUUGCCGGUUGCCAAGUGGCAAAAUUAUCACAGAUAUCAAACUCAGAAAAUGUCAGGUAACAACAGCAGUAACUGCUUUCCAACCUGCAGUGGUGGACUGGGAGUGGGAAGUGAAAGUUCUGUUCACAAUUGUAUCAGUAACUGUUUUGGGAAAAAUAAUAUUUUUUCAAGUUAUGCUAUCAACAGUACUAAAUUGUUAGGAUAGUAAUUUUCCAUGGCAUUGUUUAGAACCUAUUUUAUGCCCAAUUUUGAGAUCUGUAUAGACUUGAAAGCAGUUAAACACAAAUUAAGGUUAAUUUUUUAAUUUGAUCAGUUAAUAUGAGUACAUGGUUUUAAAAAGUCAAAUAGUUCUACAAGGUUCAUAAGCAAAAAGCAACAGGCUUCUGCACUACUCUUCUCUCCAGAGGCAACCAUUUUUAAUUCUUUUAGAUAUUUAGGAUAUUUGCCUUCAUGUUUGUGAUAUGCAUAUGCUAUGUUUUAAGUUGCACAUAUUGUAAUAUCUAUUGAUGUCUUACUAUAAAAGAUAAGGAUUUAGCUCUUACCAGCCUGUUCUCCUCUCCUCUCACCUUCUCUUUCUACAUUCAUGCAAUAAUUUUUGGUUUAAAUCUAUGUUCAAGUUUUACAUUGUUGAAUCAUAUAAAUAAGUUGUAGCUAAGCCAUGUAAUACAAUAUGGUUACAUUGCUUUGUAUAAUUUUUAUUUUUCCUUUGAUUAAUAACUUGAUUUUUUUCUUAUUUGUACCUAUCCCUAAUUCAUUCCCAACUGAAUUUUAAACAUUUUAAAGUUCAGCUUACACAUUGAUUUUUAAAAUUGUGUUUACACGUUGAUUUUAAAAUGUAAGCAUUAGGGAUAGGUAAAAAGUGAAUAAGCAAAGUGAAUAAGCACAUUCUGUGAAUAAGCACUGAACUAAUGGAGUUAAAACAUGAAUCAAAAUAUAUACAGAUAAAUUAGAUGUAGGAAAAACAAUCAGAACCUUCAGUGACAUUUUACAAUCUUAUCAAAAAGAUAUGUUAGCAUUUAGACUAUUUCAGGUAAUAUAGUAAACAGUUGAUUCCCCGUAAGCAAUGUAUCAAAGAAAUAACUAUCAAAAUAACUGCAUUUAUGUAUAGUGUGUACUAAAAUCUCUAGUGUUAACUUAUGUAACCUCAUUUUGUUCAUCUCCAUCAUAAACAUUGUAUCCUUCUAAUUUAAUUAGUUCAAUGUUUUUUGGUUCCUGAAAAAAUACAACAUCUUUAAUUUUGCCAACAAAAUUGGUUUUAAAAAUCUCUUGAGUAACGAUAUUUACCUUUCUACCAUAUUCAAAGCCCCCUAGAUAACAAAUGCCAUCAUAGUUUAGAGCCACAAAGUUUUUAUGUGGAUCAAUAUCCUCGGAAAGAAUUAGACUGUUAUUUAUGUAGGCCUUGAUAAGAGUCUGAUUUUGAAUUACAACUACAUGGUGCCAUUUAUUACAACAGAAUGUGCCAUUGUUAUAGCUCAUAGGCACAGAGAUUCUUUCUCCCAAGUUAACUGCUAUUUUCAAGGUCUGAUUAUGGAGACCAAUUGCCAGAAAAUCAUUUUCUUCAUUUUGAGCUAUUCCCAUCCAUACAAUUAGACCUUCUGUUUUAGUGGUACUGAAAUUUAAGGAUAUAGUAGUGAACUGGAGGUUUCUCAUUCUAUAAUUUGGAUCAAUGUAUUUAAUGUAAGAAUUACCCAUAAAUUUUGCAGUUGAAAAUGAAGUUUUGUUUUCACAAUACCUUCCCACCCAACCCAAAGUACACAGGCAACUGUAAGAAAAUGAUUGGUCAGGUAUACAUAAAGAUUGGUGGAGGCAAAGAUUAUUCAAACAGGACACAGACUGGUUACAUGUAUUUCCAGCCCAAUCUGGCAAACAUCUGCAAGAAAAAGUUGUGCCAUUUACUGUACAUUCACCUCCAUUUCUGCAUGUGUUGUACCCACAGGCUGUCCCAUCACAGUCACCUACAUUUGAGCCACCUUUUGCUCCAAAUUCAGUUAAUUGUAAUUCUUGAUUAUUUAUGAUAACUUGUCGGAUACAGCCUUGAAAACCUACAGGUUCAUUUUCUAUUGCCAUGGGAUUUACAAGAUUUAAAGAAGAUACUCCUCCAAUAUAGAAGUCUGUAUUUGUGUCCAGAGAACUCAUUUUAGUGGAGGCCUUUUCUGUUACAUUUAUCCCAUCUAGAUCCAGGUAGCCUUCUGCACCAACUCUUCCUGCUUUUAUUAUAUGCCAAGUACUUCCGUUUAUAGUUACUUUUUGGAGAGUUUCUAGAAUGAUAGUUCUGUCGCCAAGGUUGUAGCGAAGUUGAACGGAACUAUUUACUAAAGAGAUGCAUAAAAAAUCACCUGCAAGAAAGCAAACAGUAAGUUUGAUUAGCAACAGUAAAAGUUUCCAUUGAAAACUUUUGCUGUUUCUGGCCAAGUUGGAUAAGUUUUAGUUAUGGGGAAAAAAGUAACAGAUCUUGAGCACAAUUGUGUUAGUUUUGUUUCCACUCACAGAGCAAAAUGCAUAUAUCCUGUAUUCUUUCAUUUUGUUCAGCAAUUGGCUACAUAAAUUUUCUCUAGUUGUGGACAGUUCUCAUUGAAUGAAUAUAUUGUGGUAGUAAGUUAAAGUGAGGUUUUUCUUCAAAUGAAAGCCUGUUCCUUAUGAUACCAUUUAAUGGCAUUCACUAUUGUCAGGCUAGGUACCUAUAAAUUCUCUGCACAUUCCUGGCUCCUUUCCUGUCUCUCCAACCUUACCUGGAAUGUUCUCUUUCCCCAUCCUUACACUCUCUUUACUUCAACAACACUGACUUUGUUAAUUAAGGAUUUCAUUCGCCUGUUUUCUAGGAACACUCCGCCACCCCAUUCCACCUCAACUAGAUAACUCCUACCUGUCCUUCAGGUUUCAGAUCAAGUGUCACUUCCUCAGAGAAGUUUUCCUUGAUUUCCCAGAGCUGGUCAGGAAUUUUUUUCUGUCAGUGCCUUAAUAUCACUAGGUUUCCCUCCAUUACAGUAUAUCUCAUUUUAUAAUUAUAUAGUCGUGUGAAGAAAUAGGAACAAAUACCAUCCAGCAUCUGAAGUUGCAAUGAGGCAUUCAGAAGAAAAGUAAAGGCAAUUCUGCAAGCUUGGAAAAAGCAUGUUCUUCACUGUAAGAUUGCUUGAAGAGGAUAGCAAAAUGACUUAUUAAUAAUGAACCACGCAGAAGUCUCCACGAAACAUUUUCUUCUCCCUCUGAAAUUUCCCAACCUUUUUCUUUUCUCAUCCAGGGAUAUUCGGCAUUAUGCUACACUACUUCUUCCUCCCUCCAGAGUGCCUAUUUCCACACCUCCCUCCUGCAAAUGGUGUUCUUUCCUUCUAUUCUCCAUUGUGGUCUAUACCAAGCCAUUCUAGACUGGUUGGAAUGUUUGGCAGCUCUAUAGUUCUUCACCUAUCAAACUACGUUCUCUAGCUUUAUUUUCCUCAUAGGGAAUUUUUAGUGAGUAUACUAUGUCGUUACAUAUGUGAUAUUUGGUUAACAGCUGCUUUAUCCACUAGGUUGUAAGCUUUAUGAGAACAGGGUCUGUGUUUGGUUUGGUCCAACAGUUGAUUCCCAGCACCCAAAACGGUAUCUGGCCCAUAAAUAGAUGCUAAAUAAUUAUUAAAUAAAGAAAUACGUUUGUAGGGUUGUGGGUUGAGAUGACUCAGAAUAUUUCUCAAAUAAUAGUUUUAGCUUGAAAGCAAAAACUUUUUUCCUAUAAUGACAUGAAAAUUGUUUUAAAAAUUCAUAACAAAGAAACUCAGUUUAUUUGCAUAAUUUCUAACAUGUAUAGCAUUUUUAACUAUAAGGAAAGAGAAGCAACAUUAUAAACUUUCAGAUUAGGAAAGAAAAAAUAUACAUUGGGUUAUACCACCAAAAACUGGAACAAGUAAACAUAAUUGAUAAUUAAGUUCAAAAAAUUUAUAGCAACCUAAAUAUACUUUGUGGCCUGCAAGUGAACACAAACCAGUUAUCUUUUGCAAGAUUAUGGAGGAAGCUUUUCUUGCUCCUUGUGUUGUAGAGUGUUCCUGUAGUAAACAAUUUUAUAGUGAAGAGCUACAUUAGAAUAAAAAAUAUCUAAGAAAUGAUUAGGAAAGCUGAAGCUGUGAUCUAUACUAUCACUGGUCAUGUUGCCAACCAGAAGAAAGAGCAAGGAUAGCUUCUGCGAAGAAAGGAUUAUUUUAACUCAGCUAGUAUGUUCUUACGAAAAAUUGACAAAAAGUUUUCUUUCUGUGGCUAUGGAAGCUAAAAGCUGUAUUAGCUUAAAAAAUCAUAGACUUUUAAAUUUCAUUGCGUUAGGAUAUGAUGCUCUAGUUAUGGGUCAUAAGUACACAUUGGCAUUAUUAUUAUUAUUAUUAUUAUUAUUAUUAUUAUUAUUAUUAUUAUUUUGAGACCAGAGUCCUGCUCUGUCCCCCAAGCUGGAGUGCAAUGGUGCAAUCUCGGCUCACUGCAACCUCCAUCUCCCGGGCUGCCUCAGUUUCCCGAGUAUCUGGGACUACAGGCACUGGCCAUCACGGCCGGCUAAUUUUUGUAUUUUGGGUAGAGCGAGGUUUUACCAUGUUGGCCAGGCUGGUCUUGACCUCCUGACUUCAGGUGAUCCGCCCACCUCGGCCUCCCAAAGUGGUGGGAUUACAGGCAUAUGCCACUGCACCUGGCCUUGGAUUCGCAUUAGAGUAAGAAAAUGUAAUGAACAGUCCUUACAAGAAACAGAGCUCAAAUAGGAUAAAGAUCAUAAAUGAAUUCACUUUGGCUAUUUAAUGCCCACUCAACCAUGGCUGAGGCUUCUCCCACCUUUGUUCUGCUAUUGUUUCUACCUCAUCAUCUGCUAUCCCACCGUGCUUUAUUAUAGAUAAGAGAAACCUUGUAGGACCUAAUAUUUGUGAAGAGACUACAGAAUCAGCAUAUCAGGGGAAUUGUAUAUACAUUUUUUUCUGUAGAAAAGGAAAGCAAUGGUAAUUUAAACUUAUUUAUAUAUUUUUAAUAUAGUUUAAUUAUUUGAGUAUGUUUUAACUUCACAUUGCAAUGACUAGGCCUUUUUAUACACGUUGGGAGGAUUAUAACUAUAUCAGAUGAAUUCAGGCUUUGAUUAAUUUGUGCUUAACAAAAUGUUGAUAAUUUUUAUAUAUCAAAAAUCUUUUAAAGGUGUUAAAUUUUUAGCAGAAAUAGAUGAAAAGGGACCAGAGUCUUAUUUCUUUAAAAUAUCUUUCAAAAAUCAGAGAUCUGAGAUCAUCUAGUAUAAUUUUCAAGUUAUCAUUUUGUUUUAAAUUUUACACUACUUGAGAGUACUCAAAUUAUUAACCUCUAAAGAGAUACAGAAACCAUGUUAAUUUAGAAUUUGGUUUUCAAUAUGUGAAAACCACAUUGGCUGCUUUUAUUAAAAUUUUUGGAUUUUAACUUUGUGUAUUGUUUGGUUAGUUUUUACUAAUAGGUCCUCUUAGCAGAGGAUCAACUAUGAAGACUUGGUUAAUGUUUACAUCAGGCACAGUUCUUAGAGAAGGUACAAAGUACAGGACUGUCAGCUGCAUUUUCUGCAACCUUAAAUAAAUGAGAGACUUCAAAUAAACUUGUUAUAUCACUUGAUUACUAAAAAAUAAGUUUAUGCCUUUCAUCUGAUAAUUGUUUUUGGUUAAUCUAGGUUUAAGCAUGUAGAACUUAUAUUUUUAAUAUUUAAAAAUUUUCAUGAUUUUCUUAUAUAAGUGUCAAAUGCAGCAUCAAUCGUGUGAAACUAAUGAAUCUCUGUAAGUAGUGUCUGAUGGCAUAAAAAAGGAAACUCUUGAUUGUCUUGAACUACAUGCAUUGAAUAACAGAUGUAAGAAGAUGUGCUCUUGCCCUCCUAUGUGUAUUAGUGUGUAUGAGCUUUAUAUUUCAUAUACACAAACAAAUAUGUAUCGUUGUACUGAUUAUAAAACUGUAGUACAAUAUUCCCAGCCAGUCACAAUCCUGAAUAUACCUUGAUUUUCUGCCCUCUUACAUAGGUCCCACUUAACAUUAAUUUUGAGUUUUAUUAGCAAUAUAACUGAAGCUGAUUGUCUUUUAAUGUCUCUUGAUUUAUAAAUAGAAAAUUUAUGUUUGUAUGUGGUUCUCCUAUUUGACAUUUUCACAGGGAGAUUUAAUCAUGAAUUUAAAACCAAAUAUCUCAGGAGAACAAAUUUCUUCUGAGCUGUAUUUUAUAGCUCAAUUGUACUUUUUCUCUUUGAAAUUAUUUUGAGGGUAUUUCAGAAGUGCAUUGAGGUGGAACCACUUUGGUCGAAUUCCCUGAUAUUCUUAUCAUUUAGAAGCAAGUCAAGACACUUCUAUAAGAACUACUUAGAUUAUGAUCAUUAGAGCACCAUUUUUGCUAAUGAUGUGAAAUUUAGCAAAUGUAAUUAUUUCUCAAUAUCAAAAUUGUUUCUCAUUUUCUGAGAGACAAGAUCAAAGAAAGUCAAAUGUAAGAUUUUAAAAAUACUUAGCAAUAGAGAUGUAACUAUAUGUGCAGAUGUCUUUGUCAGAAUUUUGGAGAAAUGAAUGAAAAUGGAUAUCAAGGGUAAAGUAAAACCUAAAAAAUUAAAUUUUAAAACACUAA